Molecule: messenger RNA, 1696 nt
Organism: Salvia splendens (bonfire salvia)
Lineage: Eukaryota; Viridiplantae; Streptophyta; Magnoliopsida; Lamiales; Lamiaceae
Product: homogentisate phytyltransferase 1, chloroplastic-like
Exons: 13
Coding region: 172-1371 (399 amino acids)
Cellular component (GO): membrane
Molecular function (GO): prenyltransferase activity
Source: RefSeq, a predicted model, not a curated record
AAGCAGAUGGUGGCGUUGAUGAAUAAAUAUAUGCUUCAAAGUGUUGAACAUGCAAUGCAACAAAUCAGGCUUUAUCACUCUUCUGUCUUCUCCUAGAGAGAGAGAAGAGAGAGAAAUAUUUUCCACAGUUUCAAAGUUAAGCCGUUGGUGAGCUCUACUGAAUCUUUAAAUAUGGAAUCCAUGCUAAUUGGACCUUUCCAGAGACCUUUUCCCUUCGCAGCUGAGUUAUGCUCGCUUCAUAGUGCAGGGAAUGAUUUAAAAUGCAAAGCUUUCAGCAGUGUGGGAAGGCUCUAUGCCCUGCCGGAGAGAUUAUGUGUCCGGAGGAAAAAUUUGAUGCACCAACCUGUCAAAAAUAUCAUCCAAAGAAGAAUUACAAUAAAUCCAAAGCAUGACUCAAAGUAUGUAGUAAACUCAGCUUCAGGGCAUCAACUUGAAUCUGAGCCUUCCAAGAACCCUUUGGAUCAAGUGAAACAAGCGUUUGAUGCUUUCUACAGGUUUUCACGGCCUCAUACGGUUAUAGGAACAGCACUGAGCAUCGUUUCAGUUUCUCUCCUUGCGGUUGAGAAACUAUCAGAUUUUUCUCCAUUAUUUUUUGCUGGCUUGCUGGAGGCUAUUGUUGCUGCUCUGUUGAUGAAUAUUUAUAUUGUUGGAUUAAAUCAAAUAUCUGAUAUAGAAAUCGACAAGGUAAACAAACCAUACCUUCCGUUGGCAUCUGGAGAAUAUUCGGUCAAAACUGGUUUAAUGAUUGUAUCAUCCUUUGGCAUCUUGAGCUUUUGGCUUGGAUGGGUUGUUGGUUCGUGGCCUUUAUUUUGGGCCCUCUUCAUCAGUUUCAUACUCGGAACUGCGUAUUCUAUUGAUGUACCACUUUUGAGAUGGAAAAGAUUCGCUGUAGUUGCAGCUAUGUGCAUCUUCGCUGUGCGAGCAGUGAUCGUGCAAAUAGCUUUCUAUUUGCACAUCCAGACCUAUGUGUUUGGACGACCAGGCAUCCUCACAAAGCCUGUGAUUUUUGCAACUGCAUUCAUGAGCUUCUUUUCUGUCGUCAUUGCGCUCUUUAAGGAUAUACCCGAUAUUGUUGGGGACAAGAUAUACGGAAUUCAAUCAUUUACAGUCCGACUGGGCCAAGAGAAGGUUUUCUGGAUUUGCAUUUCACUUCUUGAAAUGGCAUAUGCUGUUGCAUUGUUUGUCGGAGUUACAUCUUCUUGCACAUGGAGCAAGUGGGCCACGGUCAUUGGCCAUACCGCGUUGGGUUAUCUUCUGUGGAGUCGUGCAAAAUCCAUCGAUUUCAAGAGCAAGGCAGCAAUAACAUCUUUUUAUAUGUUCAUAUGGAAGCUCUUUUAUGCCGAGUAUCUGCUCAUUCCUCUGAUCCGGUGAUCUCGGUUUAAAACGAUGACAGAGUGCGACGGCCGACACUUUUCAUCUAUCAAUGCCCGGAGGUAUUCGGCUUCGUCGGGGUCGGUACACUUCUUGAGGGCCUUGUGCGUCUCCAACAACGUCCUCGCCAUCGACGCUGUCGCCAACGACGAAUACACUUCGGCUGCCUGGGGCGGGAGCAUUUCCGGGAGCGGAGGUGGGGUUGCAGCGGUCGAGGAUGAGGUCGCGGCCGCCUUCCCUUUGGCCUUCGCAGCCUUGACGCCGGGAGGACGUCGGGAGGACAUCGGUGUGCCGGAACCGCUGUCGUCCACGUACAACCGGUUGA